UCACAUCGUCUCGGACCAAGAUGCAGCCCAGCGUGCCGGCUGUGCUCCGCAUAUAAUAUAAGCAGGAGAAGACAAGAGGACGCGGAGCGGCUCGACAGGUGGAACCCGGCACGGUUUUACGCACAGACUCUCCGCGGCGCACCGACACGAUGCUGCUGCCGCCCGGCGCUCUGCUGCUGCUGCUGGCGGCUCUCUACUCGAGUGUGGACCUGACAGGGGCUGAGGGGGGUUGUGGAGCCUCGUGUGGAAAAUGCGACUGCAGCGGCGUGAAGGGGGCAAAGGGGGAGCGUGGAUUUCCUGGUCUCCAAGGCAAUAUGGGAUUCCCAGGAAUGCAGGGACAUGAGGGGCCCCCGGGGCCGAUGGGACCCAAGGGAGAUCUGGGAGAGUCUGGAGCUCCAGGAAUGAAAGGAGUGCGAGGCCCUCCUGGUCUUCCAGGCUUCCCAGGAAAUCCAGGACUACCAGGCAUCAAUGGAAACGACGGCCCCCCGGGUCCAUACGGCAUACCCGGAUGUAACGGGACCAAAGGGGAUAGAGGAAGGGACGGCGUUCCUGGUUUUCUGGGUCCCCAAGGGUCUCCUGGCAUCGCAGGAAUACCUGGGAUGAAGGGUGACCCCGGCGGCGUGAUGGGAAUCGUCCCCUUGAAAGGAGAGAGAGGUUUCCCCGGCACACCUGGACUACCUGGACAGUCUGGCCUUCGUGGGCCGACCGGGCCUCCGGGGUCGCGAGGAUAUCCAGGACUUAAAGGUGAUAGUGGUCCCCCUGGCCCCCCAGGAGAAAAAGGUGACAGGUUGGCCUUUGUGAGUCAGAAAGGGGAUAAGGGUAGCCAAGGAGCUCGAGGCCCCCCAGGCCCCCCAGGACAUCAAGAAGCGACUGGAGAGACCACCGUGCUUGUGCCUGGACCUCCGGGGAUCCACGGACAAAAGGGUGACAAAGGAGAACACGGCUUUUGUCUCCCUCAUCAGCACGGGAUCAAAGGUGAACCGGGUCAACCUGGGUCAGAAGGUAAACGUGGAAAGGAUGGAGAAGAUGGGCUGAAGGGAGAAAAAGGCUUUCCUGGCACUCUUCCUGGAUAUCCUGGAUUACCAGGUGAAAAAGGAGAGAGAGGACCCCCCGGUUAUGGAAGUGGUGAACCUGGCCCCCCUGGUACCCCUGGCUUCCCCGGAUUAAAUGGAGAAAAAGGUUUUCCUGGUCCGCAGGGAGAGGCCGGUCCACCUGGGGCUCACAUUGAAGGCCCUCGGGGAGAGAGGGGUCAGAAGGGAGAAGUGGGAGAAAAGGGCGACACUGGCGUAGAGGGAGAGUCUCUUCCCGGACCACCAGGACAACCAGGUCUCCGUGGACCCCCCGGACCGCCCGGACAACCGAUCGACCCGAAUGCGUGUGACGUUGAGAAGGGAAAUCCUGGCCCAGCUGGACCCCCUGGGUUACAAGGCGAAGUGGGACAAAAAGGUGACAAAGGAGAUACUUGCCUUCGCUGUGAGGUCGAUGGUUUACCUGGAUUACCUGGACCCCAAGGCAAUAAAGGAGAACAGGGACCACCUGGUUCUGGUGGCAGCAAAGGAGAGAAAGGUGGUCAUGGCUUCCCCGGACAGUCUGGAAGACCUGGUGUCCCGGGAACUCCUGGUUUGAUGGGAUCUCCUGGUGCUGUAGGGGAGCCAGGCGAUAUUUCCGUUGCACCUGGUCUGAAGGGGGAUAAAGGUCUUCCUGGUCUCCCCGGUUUAGAAGGACGAUCAGGGCAAGAUGGACUGUCGGGGAGAGAAGGCAUCCCAGGUCUUCCUGGUGUCAAAGGCGAACCUGCCAAGGAGGGCAUCAAGGGUGAACGUGGACCAGAUGGAGAGCCUGGUCUUGUUGGGCCGAUAGGAGAAAGAGGUCCUCCAGGUGUACCAGGCUUUGGCCAGACAGGAGAGCGUGGAGAGAAGGGCAGUCAGGGGAGACCGGGAACUUCUGGAGUUCCUGGAUACCCAGGUCCAAAAGGUGAACCAGGUAAAGGUGUUAUCACUCCAGGACCUCAAGGAGUACCUGGACCACGAGGAGACAAUGGCAGACCUGGACUUCAAGGCGAGAUAGGUCUGCCAGGUGAUUCAGGGUUGCCAGGUUUUCCUGGACAAAAGGGAGAGACAGGACCACCGGGAAUUGGAUUUCCAGGCCCAUCAGGCCAAAAAGGAAUCAGUGGAAUUCCAGGAGCUUCGGGACUUCCCGGAGAGCCAGGAAAACCAGGAAGGGAUGGCGUGACUGGAAACUCUGGUCUACCUGGCCAAAAGGGUGAACCUGGGCGGGGUCUCCCAGGUCCAAAAGGUUCCCAAGGCCCCCCUGGAGUUAGCGGUUUCCCAGGAGAGAAGGGUAACAUUGGGUUCCCUGGUGUCCCUGGAAGAGAAGGGACGUCAGGACCACCGGGACCUCAGGGUCACAAAGGUGAGAUUGGGACACCAGGACUUCCCGGCCAGAUUGGCCGAGAAGGUCCUCCUGGAAAAGGUUCACCUGGAGCUCCUGGACCAGAGGGACCCGCUGGAGAGCCUGGACCAUAUGGUGGGAUCGGUUCCAAGGGAGAUAAGGGCUUCCCAGGUCUUCCUGGUCUCGACAUGCCGGGCCCUCAAGGCGAGAAGGGAACCCCUGGUUUCCCAGGAAUUCCAGGUUUUAAAGGACUCCCCGGCCCGCCAGGCUUAUCGGGCAGAGACGGACUCAUCGGAAACGAAGGUCCUAAGGGUGAAAUGGGUGUGAUGGGAACACCAGGGUCACCUGGAUAUCCUGGACUUCCAGGCAACCCCGGCUCUCCUGGCGAGAGAGGGGAUCCUGGUCUCACUGGACCGAGAGGAGAAAUCGGAGGAUUUGGCACUAAAGGUGAAAGGGGAUCUCAAGGUAGCCCUGGACCUCCUGGGAAUAUGUCUGAGACCGAAAUGGUGAACAUGAGGGGGGAGAAGGGCAACCCUGGAGACCCAGGUGUGCGCGGCGACACCGGAGAGAAGGGCCACAUCGGGAUUGCAGGGGACCCAGGAAUGCCUGGCAAAGACGGAGAACCUGGAUUACCUGGAAAACCGGGUGAAAAGGGAGACCUGGGCUAUCCCGGAGAGCCCGGCAGUCUGGGACAACCGGGAACGAAAGGCAGUGUGGGCGAGAUGGGAGUGCCAGGUCCGGUCGGCCCCAAAGGUACGAAAGGAGAUAGUGGCACACCAGGUCAUCCGGGAUUCCAAGGUACGGGCGGUGACAAAGGAGACCAGGGAACGGCUGGAGAGCCGGGCAUCGGGGUUCCAGGAUUUCCGGGGGAGAAGGGUCUGAGCGGCCAGCCGGGAUUCCCGGGGACACCUGGAGAGAAGGGUGAGAAAGGUUACGGGGGAAUGCCCGGAAAGCCCGGACAUGAAGGAUCCAAGGGAGACAAAGGAAGCAUUGGCUUUCCAGGUCAGGCAGGCAGACCGGGAGAGAAGGGCGGCCCUGGGCUUCCAGGGUCUGCAGGAGAGGCCGGUCAUGACGGCCGUCCCGGUGAAGGUGGCCUGCAGGGACCCCCGGGACCCCGUGGAGAGAAGGGGGAGGCGGGUGUGGACGGUAUUCCUGGAUCUACGGGGGAGAGAGGAGACCCAGGUUUAUCUGGUCAGGGUUUCACUGGGCCACCUGGAGAUCUCGGUGUCAAAGGUGACAAAGGUAGUCCUGGUUUCCCCGGCACCCCCGGCCACCCAGGUGUCCCUGGGAUCAAAGGGGACAAGGGACUUCCAGGCCAGCAGGGAGUCCAGGGAGAGACCGGAGAGCAAGGUCUCCAAGGUGUCGCGAUGGAAGGCCCCAAAGGAGAGAGGGGAGAUACGGGACCUCCGGGCCAAGCAGGUGUCCGAGGAGAACCGGGUCCGGGUGGCCUGUCGGGUCGAGACGGUCUGAAGGGAGACAAAGGUGACCAGGGUCUCCCCGGUUUCCAGGGGGAGACGGGACGAAAGGGCGACUUCGGAGCUCCUGGGAUGCCUGGACAAUCCGGCCUUCCAGGUAUCGACGGGCAGAAGGGAGAGCGAGGAUUACAGGGCGUUCCUGGCUUCCCAGGUCCAAAAGGAGACUUCGGGGACGGUGGAUUCAAAGGAGAAGUUGGAGACAGAGGAUUCCCCGGAGAAAAAGGCACUGACGGUCCCCCUGGUCCCCCCGGCCCCCGGCAGAUGGUCAAGGGAGAUAUCGGCUUCCCUGGAACUCAAGGUUUCACGGGACCUCAAGGCCCGUCGGGGUUCCCCGGACUGAAGGGACAACAAGGUGUGAGCGGUAUUUCAGGGCCUAAAGGUGAAGAAGGUCUCCCUGGAUACCACGGUCAGUCGGGAGCCAAAGGAGAGCCCGGUCUGACGGGGCCGGAAGGACCGAGAGGACAUCCUGGCCCCCCGGGACCCGACGGUGUUCCAGGUCAAGUGGGUCCACCAGGCCCCUCCUCCAUGGAGCACGGUUUCCUGGUGACGCGCCACAGCCAGACGGUGGAGGUUCCCUACUGCCCCGAAGGGACCCGGCUCAUAUACGACGGCUACUCGCUGCUGUACGUGCAGGGCAACGAGCGCUCUCAUGGACAGGACUUAGGUACGGCCGGCAGCUGUCUCAGGAAGUUCAGCCCUAUGCCCUUCCUAUUCUGCAACAUCAACAACGUGUGCAACUUCGCCUCCCGCAACGACUACUCGUACUGGCUGACUUCCCCGGAGCCCAUGCCCAUGAGCAUGGCCCCCAUCACGGGGGAGAGCAUCAAGCCCUUCAUCAGCAGGUGCUCCGUGUGUGAGGCGCCGGCCAUGGUGAUCGCCGUGCACAGCCAGACCAUCAUGAUCCCGGCCUGCCCUCACGGCUGGGACUCGCUGUGGAUCGGCUACUCCUUCGUCAUGCACACCAGCGCCGGCGCCGAGGGUUCGGGCCAGGCUCUGGCCUCCCCCGGCUCCUGCCUGGAGGAGUUCCGCAGCGCUCCCUUCUUCGAGUGUCACGGCCGAGGAACCUGCAACUACUACGCCAACUCCUACAGCUUCUGGCUCGCCACCAUCGAGGACGACGAGAUGUUUACGAAACCCAUCCCCACCACGCUGAAAGCGGGCAGCCUCCAAACUCACAUAAGCCGCUGUCAGGUGUGCAUGAAGAGGACAUAAACCCCCCCCAAGCCCCCCCUGCGUCCCUCAGUUCAGCGUGCAUCAAGAAAACAUCUGCGUCCUGGACUUGGCUUUACUUCCUGUUCUCGGAGGAUGGUGCUAUUUCUGCACGGCAUGUGUGAGAGGAGAGGGACGCUGAGCAGCCAGAGACUGAACGUUACAAACCAAAACACAGAGACCAAGUGGCCGUUUGUUAUUUUCUCUUUGCUCCGUGUAGAAACACAACCACGUCUCUGAAUGGCGCCCAGUUUACUGCUGCACUGAGUUCACGCCCCUGAAACUGGUAAACUCGGGCCGUUUGUUGGGAGUCAGGUGCUAUUGAUAUUUCACUUGUUUGCCUUUUCCUCCAUGUUCUCCUUUUAAUCUCUUUCACUUCCAGUACCACGUCAUUCAAACGUAUAACUACACAUUAUUAUAGAGUUUCUCACCUUGUAACCUGUUUAAACCUACUAAUGUUUCGGACGGGACUGACCACUGCUUACACACGUUUGUCGUUCGCCAAACCACCUUAACGUCGCAGACACAUAUAUAUAUAUAUAUAUGCUGUCACUUUGUUGUAAAUACAAUGCAUUCCCUUUUAACAUAGUUAAACAUACUCUCCUCAGGUUAUUACUGUAUUACUUUGUGUGUUAUUAAGCCAAUUUUUAUUUAUAAGAGCUCUGAGAAUAUGUUGGACUUGAGUUUAUCAGUAAUUCCAUGUAUCCAAAAACAGUGUUUCCAUGUUAACGUAGAUGACAGCACUGAGAUAGCAUAGACAGGUGUGCAUGUGUGUGUGCAAGUGUGUAUAAAAGUGUGUGUUGUGAUGUCUGCAAGCAUGUAUAGUUACAAACCUGUUGUUGCAAAUGAAUGUGAAGAAAUAGACAAAAAAAAAGGUUUUCUUCACCUUUAUCCUAGAAGAGUGUGAAUGACACCAGUGCAACUAGGGAUUUACCAAAUUUUUCUUCAUCUUUGAGCCCAAAGAAAUGCACAUGUAUAUACACUGUACUAACAUGUACUUGCAGCUGUGCUUGUGUAUUUGGCUGCUCCCGUUUAAAAAAAAGAAGAAAAAGAAAAUCCCAUUUCAUUUAGGGCGAGAUGUACUUGUCAUUAAGAGGGAAGGGUUGUUUUGUCAGUGCUGCAAGCACAUGCAGUUCUUCACAGGUUCAAAUGCUUUAACGGGCUCAAGUCAAUGUUUUUUUGAUUUGUUAUUUCCUAACAUUCAAAAUUUAGAGAUUCAGUUGAUCCUGGAGCAUCUCUUGUAAAAAGUUCCUGUCCAAAGUUAAUGUAUUGGAAUGACUUCCACAUUAAUUGAAAUCCUUAUUAUUUUUCAUAAUUGUGCUUAUUAGUUAGUCAUGGUUGUUAUAAAAUGUUCCAAAAGUACAGAUAGCAAUACCAGGAUUCGACAGCAAAACAGUGAUUAUAAAAAAAAAACCCACAGCAAAACAAACUUCAGCAAGAGUUUAUAUUUAUCCUCCAUCUCCUGCCGUGUAAUUCCUGCAAUAAAAGAUACAAGACUCUUA
Molecule: messenger RNA, 6574 nt
Organism: Cololabis saira (Pacific saury)
Lineage: Eukaryota; Metazoa; Chordata; Actinopteri; Beloniformes; Belonidae
Gene: col4a1
Product: collagen, type IV, alpha 1
Exons: 52
Coding region: 150-5075 (1641 amino acids)
Cellular component (GO): collagen trimer; basement membrane
Molecular function (GO): extracellular matrix structural constituent
Source: RefSeq, a predicted model, not a curated record